AUGUUAUAUAAGGUCCUUAUUUCCUGUGCCCUGUUUGUGGCAGCACAGGCUAACUAUGCUUCUUCCGGUUAUGGUGGACAAAAAUCAUCCAUUGCCGGCUUUGCAGCCCAAUUUCAACCGGCAGUUACCCUUACCGUUUUGCCCUCCUCUGCAGGUGGUUAUGGUAGUGCUUCCGCUUAUGGUGCCGCUCCUGCUUAUGGUGCUCAUAAAGGCGCUAGCAGCUAUGGUUCAGUUGUAAUCCCAGUAAGUGGUGGUUAUGCCAGUGGCGCUGGCGGUGUAGAUGCUGAAGCUUUGCGUUUGGCUAAAUUAGUUUUUGCUUUACCUUCGGCUGGUGGCCCAAAUGAAGCCAUUCUUAAUAUUCCUCAGUAUUCUACCACCUCAUAUUCAGCUCCUGCUGUUGUUCUUGCCUCUGGUGAUUAUGGUAGUAAUGCUGUUAGUGGUGCUUCUGCUGCUGCUGCCGCUGCUAAUGUUAAAUCUGCUAGCUCUGGCUAUGGUCCAGCUCCUGCUCCCGCCUCUUCUGCUGGUUCUGGUUAUGGUCCAGCACCUGCUGCUUCCUAUUAA
Molecule: messenger RNA, 561 nt
Organism: Lucilia cuprina (Australian sheep blowfly)
Lineage: Eukaryota; Metazoa; Arthropoda; Insecta; Diptera; Calliphoridae
Gene: Cp18
Product: chorion protein S18
Exons: 2
Coding region: 1-561 (186 amino acids)
Source: RefSeq, a predicted model, not a curated record